GUUGCAAGAAGAGUUACUCUCCUGAGUCCUAAAUUCGCCUGCAUUUUUUUUUUCUUGUUCGCCUCACUUUCGAAAGCCGGAAAAUCCCACAAAGGAACAUAGACCUGUAAAGAAUUAGAAUUCCCAGCAAUUCAACAUGAAUGCAAGUGAGUUUCGUAAAAGAGGCAAGGAGAUGGCGGACUACAUAGCUGAUUACAUGGAAGGCAUUGAGGCACGCCAGGUUUACCCGGAUGUGGAGCCUGGCUAUCUUCGUCCCCUGAUCCCUGCCAGUGCCCCCCAGGAGCCCGAAACCUUUGAGGACAUCAUGACUGAUGUUGAGAAAAUCAUCAUGCCUGGGGUGACCCACUGGCACAGUCCCCACUUCUUCGCCUACUUCCCGACGGCCAGCUCAUAUCCGGCUAUGCUUGCGGACAUGCUGUGCGGGGCCAUCGGCUGCAUUGGCUUCUCUUGGGCUGCAAGCCCAGCAUGCACAGAACUGGAGACUGUGAUGAUGGACUGGCUUGGGAAGAUGCUGGAGCUACCAGAGGCCUUCCUGGCUGAGAGUACUGGACAAGGGGGUGGUGUGAUUCAGGGAAGUGCCAGUGAAGCCACACUGGUGGCCCUCCUGGCUGCUCGGACCAAAGUGACAAGACAGCUACAGAUGACAUCCCCAGAGCUGUCACAAGCUGCCAUCAUGGAACAGCUGGUGGCCUACUCAUCUGAUCAGGCACACUCUUCCGUGGAAAGAGCAGGAUUGAUUGGUGGAGUCAAAUUAAAAGCAAUCCCUUCUGACGGCAAAUUCGCCAUGCGGGCUUCUGCCCUGCAGGAGGCCUUGGAGAGAGACAAGGCCGCUGGUUUGAUUCCAUUCUUUGUGGUUGCUACAUUGGGGACCACAUCUUGCUGCUCUUUUGAUAAUCUAUUAGAAGUGGGUCCUAUCUGUAACAAAGAGAACAUGUGGCUGCACAUUGAUGCGGCCUAUGCAGGCAGUGCCUUCAUCUGCCCUGAGUUCCGGCAUCUCCUGAAUGGGGUAGAGUUUGCGGAUUCAUUUAACUUUAAUCCCCACAAAUGGCUUUUGGUGAAUUUUGACUGUUCUGCAAUGUGGGUGAAAAACAGAUCCAGCUUAACCGGAGCCUUUAAACUUGACCCCCUUUAUCUGAAACACAGUCACCAGGAUUCAGGGCUUAUCACUGAUUAUAGGCACUGGCAAUUACCAUUGGGCCGACGGUUUCGCUCCUUGAAGAUGUGGUUUGUUUUCAGGAUGUAUGGUGUCAAAGGACUGCAGGCUUACAUCCGCAAGCAUGUCCAGCUCUCCCACGAGUUUGAGUCUCUGGUCCGCCAGGAUCCUUGCUUUGAGAUCUGCGCUGAAGUCACUCUGGGACUGGUCUGUUUUCGUCUAAAGGGGACCAACGAACAGAAUGAAGCUCUUCUUGAAAAAAUCAACAAUGCCAAAAAAAUCCACUUGGUUCCGUGUCACCUUAGAGAGAAGUUUGUGUUGCGCUUUGCCAUUUGCUCUCGCACUGUGGAAUCAGCCCACAUCCAGCAGGCCUGGAAGCACAUCAGAGAACUGGCAACCGAACUGCUGCAAGCGCAAAAGAAGUAACGCACAACAGCAACAGACACCAAAAGAUGAAAAGAUAUAUAUUAAAACAAACAAGAAGAAGAUAAAUAUAUCCUGACCACCUGGAGAGGAGCCUGCAUGUAGUUUCAUCAUUCUGUCUACGUAUUUAUCCAGAAGCAAAUGAUUACUUCAAUUCAGCCUCUCAUCAACAAAUAAAUACUAUUUGCAUAUUACAAAUUAAUCCCAGUGGGGACAGCUUAUAUUCAUUAUUUGACUAUGAUUUUUGAUUAAAAAUAAUAUUAUCUUGCUCUUGCAGUCAUUAGGGAAUCUAUGGUAAUAUAACCUGAGAUUAUAUCUGUGGUUUUUAACAGUGUCAUUUGUUAUGUGGCUAAAUACUUAAUAAACAAUGUGAUGUGCAACAGUAA
This is a messenger RNA of Echinops telfairi (small Madagascar hedgehog), 1962 nucleotides long. It is a transcript of the gene DDC, whose product is annotated as dopa decarboxylase. Gene Ontology annotation, molecular function: aromatic-L-amino-acid decarboxylase activity; pyridoxal phosphate binding. Bases 137 to 1579 code for a protein of 480 amino acids. NCBI's taxonomy places the organism in Eukaryota, Metazoa, Chordata, Mammalia, Afrosoricida, Tenrecidae. The record is from RefSeq and is a predicted model, not a curated record. Gene Ontology annotation, biological process: amino acid metabolic process; catecholamine metabolic process; serotonin biosynthetic process. The transcript is spliced from 15 exons.